Molecule: messenger RNA, 798 nt
Organism: Hibiscus syriacus
Lineage: Eukaryota; Viridiplantae; Streptophyta; Magnoliopsida; Malvales; Malvaceae
Product: surfeit locus protein 2-like
Exons: 5
Coding region: 37-783 (248 amino acids)
Source: RefSeq, a predicted model, not a curated record
ACCGAAAGAAGAGAGCAACACUACUAAGCAGCAGCAAUGGGGAAGGUAAGUGAAGGAAACGGCGGAGGUUGCGGCGGCGGAAGAAAAGAAGGGGCAUAUUUGUUGGGUCCUCCGACCUUCUCGGAACUCCCCAACGGCAGGCUCAAGUGCGUUGAAACAGGGCACGAGAUGGUUGUGAAAGACAAGGAUUCCUAUGCUCAGAGCAAACGUUGUCGUUUAGGCCUCAUCGAGUUUGGUUUAUCUCACUCCAAGCCCCCUCUCAACAUGUUCAAACAAGACCCUCUUUCCCGUUCGAAGUUGAUUUGUAAACUAACCGGAGAUACGGUUAAUAAGUCCGAGGAGCAUAUUUGGAAGCAUAUCAAUGGGAAACGAUUUCUCAAUAAAUUAGAGCAAAAGGAAAUGGAGGAGUUAAUGGGUGAAACCAUGGCCGAAGAAGACGAGAAGAAGCCAAAGAAAGAAAAGAAGAAGAAGAAGAAGGAAAAGGCAGUGGAAGAAAUUAUCUCUGAAGUUAGGGAUUCAGCUGAAAAUGAAAGUGAUUCCGAAGAACUUGAGUUUUGGAUUCCCCCUGUAGGUGACCGUUGGGACUUUGAUGACGGAGGGGACCGAUGGGGUUCUGGUUCAGAGUCUGACCAAGGUGAUGACGAAAACGAACCAGAGGCUGUGGACGAAGAACGUGGGAAGGAGUCCGAAGAGCUUUCAAGACGAGCAAAGAGAAUCUCCAUCGAAAUUGAACUGAGCAGCUUUGCAUCGAGGAAGAAGAAGAGUAGGAAAAACGCAAGCUAAGUUACCCUUUUGCCU